AUGGCCAUUGUCACCUGCAUCACCCCCAGUGCAGACCUCACCUGCAGGCCUCCCUGCAUGGCCAGCCAGCUGCCCAUCGUCUCCACAGUUGGAGGUGGCAAUGGGCCCUGGAAGCUCACAGCCUGGAGGCAUCUGCAACAACGUCUUCAUCCCCCUUCUGUGCAGCCUCUAGGCAGCAGCCCCCUGCCUCCUUUCAACCCACGCCCACCACUUUGCGGCCAGUCCUCUCCCAACGACGCCAAAUCCCAUCAUAACACCCUUAACACCCUUCAGUGGCUCCUCAUGAUUACGAAGGAAGGACACGAGAGCUACAUUACCUUCUGCCAGCUGGAGGACGAAGCUGCCUUCACAUGCAGCGCUGACCGAACCAUCAGGAGCUGGGACGUGCUGACCGGGCAGUGUGUGCAGGUGUACCGAGGACACACAUCCAUUGUGAACAGGAUCCUGGUUGCCAACAACCAACUCUUCAGCAGCUCCUAUGACCGGACAGCUCGUGUCUGGAGUGUGGACAAGGGGCAGAUGUCCCGGGAGUUCCGGGGCCACCGCAACUGUGUUCUGACUCUAGCCUACUCCGCCCCCUGGGACCUCCCUAGCACUCCCUAUGCGGAGGCUGGGGCUGGGGGGCUCCUGGUGACCGGCAGCACAGACGGCACAGCCAAAGUAUGGCAAGUGGCCAGUGGAUGCUGCCACCAGACGCUAAGGGGCCACACAGGCGCAGUGCUAUGCCUGGUGCUGGACACACCCAGCCACACGGCCUUCACAGGCAGCACAGACACCACCAUCCGUGCCUGGGACAUCCUGAGCGGGGAGCAGCUGCGAGUGUUCCGGGAGCACCAGGGCUCUGUCAUCUGUCUAGAGCUGGUGAACCGGCUCCUGUACUCGGGCAGCGCCGACAGGACCGUCAAGUGCUGGCUGGCCGACACCGGGGAGAGGGUGCGCACGUUCGCGGCCCACGGACAUGGCGUGAGCGCCCUCAAGUACCACGCGGGCACCUUGUUCACCGGCAGCGGGGACGCCUGCGCCCGGGCCUUCGACGCCCAGUCCGGGGCGCUGCAGCGGGUGUUCCGGGGCCACGCCUUCGUCAUCAACUGCAUCCAGAGCCGUGCGUCGACCCGGGCGCCGGGGGCGGCCUCUCCUUCGCGACGGACUCGCCAGACCCUCCUGACGGGAGGCGGCUCGGAGGCCGGGUGGCCCUGA
Molecule: messenger RNA, 1197 nt
Organism: Galeopterus variegatus (Sunda flying lemur)
Lineage: Eukaryota; Metazoa; Chordata; Mammalia; Dermoptera; Cynocephalidae
Gene: WDR86
Product: WD repeat domain 86
Exons: 8
Coding region: 1-1197 (398 amino acids)
Molecular function (GO): protein binding
Source: RefSeq, a predicted model, not a curated record